UGACGUCACCGCGCACACGCCGCGCGCUGCGUCCCUGGGGCCGGGGGCGGCGCUGCCCGGGCGCGAUCGGCGCUAUGGCGGCAGCCCUGGGUGCAGCUGCCUCGCUGGGCUCCCCCGCUGUCAGCGCGCUCUGCCAGAACGGGCGGGAGAUCUUCCUGGAGGCCUCGCGGCUGCUUCUCACCUACGCCGACAACAUCCUCAGGAAUCCUUAUGAAGAGAAAUAUAGAUUAAUUCGCAUUGGAAAUCCAGCUUUUUCUACAAGGCUGUUGCCUGUCAAAGGAGCAGUUCAAUGUUUAUUUGAGAUGGGGUUUCAAGAGGGAGAAACUCAUCUGAUUUUCCCUAAGGAAGCUUCCAUUGAGCAGCUACGUAAAAUCAGAGACUUAAUUGCUGGAGAGAGGAGUAGCAGGCUGAAUGAAUCAAAUCCAACCCACAGACCAGGAUCCUCUGAAAUGGUGGCCAGCACUCGGGCAGUUGCACAUCAGCCUUCGAGACCUGCUGACUCUGCUCUUGCCCCUGCCCCUCAGCAACCAGAAACAUCACUUGUGCAGUCUCUUAAAACGGCUGCAAAAAUCUUGAGUACACUUCAAACAAAAUUUAAGCAUCAUGUAUUGAUAUACGAGAAACCUUCUCUUCAGCAGAAAGCACUGGCUUCAAUUCCCCUCCAGCAACUGAAAGCGAAAGCUCAGAAAAAGCUAACACAAGCUACAAGACUGGACAAAGGUGCACAUGUGAAUGAAGAGGACUUCUUGUUGUUGGAACUCUUGGACUGGUUUAAGAAGGAUUUUUUUCAUUGGGUAAACGCACUUCCUUGCAGCAGGUGUGGUGGGGAGACAGUGCCUCAAAGUGAAUAUCUGUUGCCUACUGAAGGCGAUCUAAGAUGGAAUGCUAGUCGAGUGGAAAAUCAUUACUGCAACCAGUGUCAGUUUUGUAAUAGAUUUCCAAGAUAUAAUGACCCUGAAAAACUUCUGGAAACCAGACGUGGACGCUGUGGCGAGUGGGCUAAUUGUUUUACACUGUGUUGCAGAGCUGUGGGGUUUGAAGCUAGAUAUGUUUGGGACUGUACAGAUCAUCUGUGGACUGAAGUAUAUUCUUCAUCUCAGAAAAGAUGGCUUCACUGUGAUCCUUGUGAAAAUGUCUGUGAUAAGCCUCUUAUCUACGAAACUGGGUGGGGAAAGAAGCUCUCCUACAUCUUUGCAUUCUCCAAAGAUGAGGUUGUUGAUGUCACCUGGAGAUACAGCUGUAAGCAUGAAGAAGUGCUCUCUAGAAGGACUGCACUCAGUGAAGCUACACUACGUGGAACAAUUAAUGCACUAAAUAGAAUGAGGCAACGAUCUUUGUCAGAAAAUAGAAGAAGAGAGCUCUUGGAAAGAACAAUUGUGGAGCUUGUUGAGUUUAUUUCUCCUAAAACACCUAAGCCUGGAGAAUAUGGUGGAAGGACAUCAGGUUCAAUGGCUUGGCGAGUAGCCAGAGGUGAAAUUGGUUCAGAGAAAAGAAGAGAAGUAAUUUUUGUUCCCUCUGGAAAAGAGAAGACAUCUAAACUCUUCCACCUCAUUUACAAUGUAGUAGAAGAUAGUUAUACACGGAUUUCCAAUAAUAAUGAAAAAAUAACUGGCUGGGAAGCAGGUGUUUGGAAAGCAGAGUCUGUCUGGAGAAAGGUUGAAACAGAUUGGAAAAUGGUAUAUUUAGCCCGAAAAGAGGGGUCAUCCUCUGCUUCUGUCAGCUGGAAGUUUGAAUGCAAAUCAGUUGGUCUGAAAAUAGAAAACAUUUCAGUUAGGACAAGCAGUCAGACAUUUCAUAGUGGAAGAAUAAAGUGGAGACUUUACUCUCCAACAGCAGAAAUUGCUUUGAUGGGAGACAAAAAUCUUUGCUCCUGUUCAGAUUUUUCUGGUGCAACGGAAGUUGUUUUGGAAGCAAUUCUGAAUGGAGGGGAUGGUGAAAGUGCAUGGCAACACACACAGCUGUUUAGAGACAGCUUAACAGGAUGUGGAGAAAAUUGCUUGGAGAUAAUUAUAAAACUCACUGACCUCUGAGAAGCUGAAAAGCUGUUCUUUGAGUUCCUUGAAGACAUCAUACCAUGAAUGCAACAUGAAGAUUUGGUUGGCAGUUCCUGUUUAUCCGGCUGGCAGCUUAUUUCCUGUUUCACUGCUUCCAUUUAGUCAACUUGAAACUGCACAUGUAUUGAAUAGGUAAACAUCAAAAUAAAACCCUCUUUGCUUUAAAAACAAACAAGAAAAUUAAGGGAUUGAACCAUUAAAUACCUUUUUUUAAACUUUAUUAUGAAACAGUUUUUAGGAAGCAAAACAUGAUCGUAAGAGCACAGAACAACUGUAAUUGAUUUUAACUUUGAGCUUUGGGGUUGGCUUGCUGCAUUUUUUUAAUAAUUAGUCCUUGGAAAAGCAGUAUGAAUUCCAUUUUGAAUUACAACAGAUGCUUUUGAUGAUUUUCAAAUAUUUUAAAGAAUAAUAGAAGACUUAGACAUUUUAAGUGAACAAUAAUCAGAAGAGCUGAAAUUAAGAUAAAUAUUGAAGCAAUCUUAAAAUGGUCUCAUUAUAUAUCUAAAUAUUAAACUUGCAUUUAAUACCUAGAAAUGCCGGAAAUUGGAUGGUGUGCUAGGAAAAUAAACUGAUUUUGAAAGAAGUGUUUAUUAUGUAUCUAAAAUUGUCAUGACCUGUGGUAUGAAAUUAAGACUUAAAACUGAAUAAGAUUUUUUUCUAUGAAGAAAUAGAUUAUUCAUUAUAAAUACUUUUUAAUUAUAUACGUUCAAAUUUACCUGCUUUUAAAAAGACUUAUUAAGCGUGUAGGCUGGGAUCACUUUUUAAGCUGUUGUUCUGAGUUGCUUUGAAUGCUUUUCCCAAAUUUGAUGUAAAAGUAUAUGCAAUUUUUCUGUCUCUUACUGUACUGUUUAAAUUUCUCUGCAUUGAAUAUAAUAAAAACUGCUGGCCAGGAGGUGUCAGAUGUAGCUGUGCCAUGAAUAAAGUGAAUGCUCAGAUUAGGUAGUCUUUAUCAAAGAAUUGGAAGAGGGCUGUGGCUGGAUUGUACAAGACAUUUUAUAUUAUAGGACUAUAAUGCAAAGUUCAAGAUAUAGUUUUAUUUUAAAAUAAGUGAGAAUUAGGGAUGAUGUUAGCAGCAUCUGUGGUUUUAAAGCUUUUUGUUCCUUUCUUCUGACCCUUCCAACCACUGUAUUGAUUUGAAAUUAUUGUCAAAAAUAAUUUCCAUUGAAAUAAAUGUUUGCUGACUUUUCAACAAAUCUAAGCAAAUGUAAGAGUGUUCAGAUUUUAUUAGGAAACUAUGCACAGUUGAGCAUAGGUGUCAAAAUUAUACCACAGACAUCUGAAACACUAGAUUAUGGCAGCUCAGGAGUGACAGAAUGAUGUGUGAUCAAUUAUACACUUUUACUUCAGAAUGUAAAUUGACAAGUUUAUGAGGAUUAGAAAGAGAGCAUCUCACUCCCUUGAUUUGGAAAAACAUGAAUGGCAGGGAACUGUAUAGAACAGUGUUAAUCUACACUUGACUAACUCAGAGUGAAUUUGCCAGUCUCCAUUCACAACUCCUCUUAUGUUCAGUUUCAGCUGAGUGUUAAUUGUAAGAUUUUGAGUGGGAACCCAACAGAAAAGUAUUUUAGAUAUUGGAAGAAAAUAGGUGGAAAAAGACUUAGUGAUACUAGUCAACAAAAAUGUUUCUGCUUCAUGAUUUUGAUAGCUGAAAAAGAUCCUGCUUUAGGACAGAAAUUAUUUCUCAUCUUCUGUUAUUUCAGGUAGAGGACUAUGAGGAAUUGCAGAACAGCUUAACUGUAUUUGAUAGUUUGAAAGCAGAAGGCAGAAUAAAUUUAGAAGUGGUAGAAUAAAAGUAAUUUUCUCACAAUUUUGGUCAGAAUCUCUGGGGGAAGAGUGAUUGCUGCAGAUAACUUAAUAAAAUCAUAUACUCAAACAGAGUAGUUCAAGUCCAUUAUUAAAAUGUUAGAAUGAAUUAAAAAGAUUGAAAAAUGCCUCGCCAGUCUAAUCAAGAAGUACCUUUCUAUUUGUAAGAUCACAUACAAUGAAUAAAAAUCUUAUUUUAGGAACGAAUUAAUAAGUAAAAACCUCAGAUUAAAUAGACCUUACUUGAAAAAGGGCAGCUCUUUCAGGUGUCUUUUGAGGUACUGUACAAACAGAGAAUUUUUUUAAUCUCUUCAUACAUAAGCUUUCUUAAGGGCACUUUUUCUCAACUGAUCUCUAUUUCAGUGCAACUUUUAAUAAAUUCUUCAUUAAUAGUUGCUUAAUAAUAACUUAGAGUGUCCUGGCAGUAUUAUAUGGUGGAAAGAUCUGUGCUGCAAUGUGCUCUAAAAGUAUGGAUAUUAAGUUAUGCUGGCGAUUAUGUGAUACUGGUUGAGUUAUAGGAGAUUUUGAUCAUGGCAUAUGUACAUGAAAGUCAGUGCUUAUUCAGCUUCUUAAAAGUCUGAAAAUGAGGUCAAAUGGGGAAAGAAAAAGUACUGUUGCUUAGAAAUGUGUGGCUUAAGGCCAAUAUAGGUAAAACCAGUGAUGUUUUCUAGAUUUCAAUUUACUUUGGUGCAUUAUAAAGAAUUACUGGCUGUCCACUGUGCCAUGGGUGCCCUCCAAAGCUGCACUGAGGUUUAAUAGUGUAAUCUUUUCAUUUGAAUUUUAUGUAAAUACUAUGCUAUCCAGUUAAUGGCUGCGAACUAAUUUUGGAGUGUGUGAUUUCCAGCAGAACUGGGAGGAGGGGCCUGUGCACAGAAUUCCUCCUUUCAGACAUGUUUAUUGUACUGCGCUGUUGGGCCUCUGCGGCUGAUCAUACAGCUGUUUAUUUCUUCAUGGCCUAUUUUGACUCUGAAUGCUGUAUGCAGAACAGCAACCACUAGUGGCAACCCACAAAAUUGUAGUAGUAAUUUCCUACACCCCAGGAAGCUGCUGGGAAAAUGUAUCUUUGAGACAUAUGAAGGAAACCCCUUGGAGGCAGUGUAGAGAGAAAGCACAGGUAUACAGGAAUCAAACAAACUUCAGUAUAAAUUACAUACUGCACUGGGAAGUAGCUAAUGAAAAGUCUCUCAUCUGAUCCUGUGUGAUAAUCUGUUGCCUUUACUCAUAAGUUAUCCACAGAAAACUUUUCAUAUAUAGUGGCUUAGAUGUGAGAUAUAAUCUCUAUUAUGUUCUACAUCAGGAAAUGUAGAACACUAAAAAUAAAGUAUGUUUUUCUCCAUAGCACAGUGGAGUGAAAACAGAUGGUAGGCAGCACAUAUGGCUGCCAGAAGCUGGGAACACCCAUUUGCGGAGUUCUUGCAGCUCAAAACAAAACAAGCCAAAACAAAGGAGCUCCAAGGGGGGCAGAGAUUGUUCCAGGCAGAUGCCGGGAUAUCUGAUAUCUUCACCCACGCACUCUUCAUCAUGUUGCUUUUGGUUACUUAAGCUAAAAAUGGAAGUAUACUAUCAGUUAAGAAUGUGAUGUGCCUUCUUAGUAUUAGUCAAAACUCAGCAUGCAUUAAGUACAGACAUUAUUUAAAAUAAAUCUCUAAUUUCCACCAUAGGUUCAAACCUCUAGUUUUAGACAAAAUUUAAGAUUUUGUUAGUGAUCUGUAAGCAAUUCAAUGAUGUAAAAAAUGUGGGAGGUUGAAGGAACUUCUGUUAUCAUUGCUUCACAUCCUAUGGAGGAUCAAGAAGCAAAUUAGACAGGUGACUUCCUUAAACACACUUGGUCAAAUAGUCGUAGCGCCCAUCUGUAUUUUAAAUAAUUUUAAAGUUAUUCAACACUUUUUGCAGUAAUUCAGCUUGCUUUGUGGUAGCUCUUUUAUGGGGUACUGCCAUUGCCAGCAGUGCUUUAUGCCUUGCAGCUUAUGGCCUCUCUAAACAAUAAUCGGUGAUAUUAUGAUUGUGGGUUAGUGUGGGUAGAAUGAAAGACUAAUAGUAUUAAUAGCUGGGAUAAGAUUAUGUGCUUUAUGCUAAUCCUUAAUGUUCAACCCAGUCAGAAGGAUAGUGAAGAGUCUAAAAAAGAAAGAUAUUUAGAAGGUCCUCAGUAGGUUGAUAGAGUUUGGUUUUCCCUGAAGUUAUUGAUUUCAGGAGCAGAAUUUUGGCACCUGCCAUCCUAUAAUAUGGCACUUAGGAAUGGCCCAGUAUCUGUAUUUUAGAUGUACAGCUAUUGUGAAAUGUGUGAGGGUCUAAAUGUGGCUGCCUGCCUGUCUGAAUAAGAGAACAGGGGGUUUCACUCUUUUUAGACAUUUAUGUUUACUUUUGGCUUUGUUUUUAUGGGAAGCUUUGUAAUUGUGCUAUUAGCUUUGUUUGUGAUUAGCCUGCUUCUAUUUCUAGAGCAUUAUUUUUUCUAUGCAUUUCCGUCUAAUUUAAAAUACAUCUUAAUUUGCUUUUAAUUUAGGUAGAA
Cuculus canorus (common cuckoo) is the source of this 6363-nucleotide messenger RNA. It is a transcript of the gene NGLY1, whose product is annotated as N-glycanase 1. The record is from RefSeq and is a predicted model, not a curated record. Gene Ontology annotation, biological process: protein quality control for misfolded or incompletely synthesized proteins; protein deglycosylation; glycoprotein catabolic process. The transcript has 12 exons. Bases 75 to 2030 code for a protein of 651 amino acids. Gene Ontology annotation, cellular component: cytoplasm; cytosol; nucleus. NCBI's taxonomy places the organism in Eukaryota, Metazoa, Chordata, Aves, Cuculiformes, Cuculidae. Gene Ontology annotation, molecular function: peptide-N4-(N-acetyl-beta-glucosaminyl)asparagine amidase activity.